Messenger RNA from Lolium rigidum, 1157 nucleotides. Its product is annotated as probable pectin methylesterase CGR2. Gene Ontology annotation, biological process: pectin metabolic process. The coding region runs from base 1 to 804 and encodes 267 amino acids. The record is from RefSeq and is a predicted model, not a curated record. Lineage: Eukaryota; Viridiplantae; Streptophyta; Magnoliopsida; Poales; Poaceae. The transcript has 6 exons. Gene Ontology annotation, molecular function: methyltransferase activity.
AUGUCGAGGAGGUCGGUCAACCCCGGCCGCCGGGCCUCCGAGGGCGGCCUGCCCACCGUCGCCGGCCUGCUCCACCCAAAGUCGCGCUCGCCGCCGGUGCUCACAAUCGCGCUGCUCGUACUGGGUGUCAUUGUUCUCAUCGCCUACUUCAACAGCGGCUCAGGUAGUUUGACUCUUCCUCCGUUGCCAGGUGUAACCGUUACAAGCAGGGAAGCCGUGACCAGGGCUGAAGGUUCUUGCACAUCAGAAGUUAUCCAGGCACUUCCUUAUCUUAAAAAGGCGUACGGCAGUGAUAUGCAGAAGGUUCUCCAUGUAGGCCCUGAUAGUUGUACAGUAGUUUCAAACUUGUUGAAAGAAGGGAAGGUCGAAGCAUGGGGGGUGGAGCCUUAUGAUUUGGAGGAUGCUGAUAGUAGCUGCAAAAGCCUUGUGCGCAAGGGCUUUGUCCGCAUGUCUGACAUUAAGUUCACUCUUCCAUACCGCCCAGAUUCUUUUAACCUUGUUGUUGUGUCAGAUGCUUUGGAUUAUCUGACCCCAAGGUAUCUGAACAAAACACUUCCUGAUUUAGCAAGGGUGUCCACAAAUGGCCUUGUCAUCUUUACCGGCAAUCCAGGCCAGCAGAAGGCUAAGGUUUCUGAACUACCAAAAUUUGGAAGACCAGCAAAGUUGCGGAGUAAUUCAUGGUGGACGCGCUACUUCAUCCAGACUGGCUUAACAGAGAAUGAAGGGCCAUUGAAGAAGUUUGAGCAGGCCGCUUCGAAGAGCAACUACAAACCUGACUGUCAAAUCUUCCACCUCAGCUCAUAGUACUGUACCAAGCAGGACAAUGUCAAUCCAUGACACCUUGGAUCACCGUCUCACUGUUUUUGUAAGCAAUAUCCCCCCGUCGAAGAGGAAGUGUCACACGAACAGCCAGCCUUCUCCGUAGGUAGCUUUUGUAGAGAGGCUUCACCACUUGUUGCUAGAGAAUUCUGUCUGGAGGUUAAAUUAUGUGUCAUUAUGCACCGUGAAAAGCCCGGACGGCAUAUAUAUGUGUCAGAACUUUACAAUGUUGUACCAUGCUACAUUCUUGGGUGUCAGCUGUUCCCUGAGCAGCUUCAAAUGUAAACUCCUCCAAGAGAGGCAGAUCAUAUAUUCAUAUCGUGUCCCUUUGUGAUCUU